Soboliphyme baturini is the source of this 795-nucleotide messenger RNA. The record is from the annotation of a GenBank genome assembly. Lineage: Eukaryota; Metazoa; Nematoda; Enoplea; Dioctophymatida; Soboliphymatidae.
AUGGGCAGUCGGCGACGUUCGUCCGAGUCCACCAACGCUGACCGGUUACGAGCCUCCAGAACAGGAAGGAACAACGUGUUUCGAUCAGUAAGCGACCGGGCGAUUCCGCUGGUCCAUGACUGCUCCAUUUUGGGCCCGAGCAGCGCUAAGAGUGUCCCCGUCUGCCGCAAAGAACAAAGCAGUUCGCCAUUCAAUGGGCAUUCGCUGAACGCCUCCGGUGAUCAACGAUGCUACAGCGAGAACGCAAUUUCAGCGGCCAUCGACUGUCCGGUAGGCACAACGAUGUGGAAGUUCGUGAACAGACUUUUCAAAGGCUCAAUUUAUCGCUUUCAGUACGUGACGCUUGAAAUUGAACUGGAUCGAUUACGAAGAACCGAGUACAGAUACAGGAGGAAAGAAAACGACUACGAGAAUCCGAAAUCGAAUCGAAAGGUCCACUGCACGCGAAGCGAUAUUGAAAUUCGGCUGAAGGAAGGCGACAGUACAACAAAUAUGGAUCGAUAUUUUUCGAAAUAUCGUUGCGAACUGAUGAACAGCGGGUACGAGCAGAAAUCGCUAGACCAACUUUGCUGGGAACUUUUCAAGGAACUCCAUGAACUGGAGUUGCAAAGAAACAAAAACCUGAAAGAAAUUGUCCACGACAAGUUCAGUAUCAGCUUCAGAGAACUGAGUGCGAAGCAUGGAACGCAGAUCGGCAACAAGUUUUACCUCAGCGCAGGACUUAGUGGCUACCACGUGUAUUCGACACUCGUUCGUGAGCCCGCAAUUAGACAACGUCUCGUGAUCUGCAAAUAA